AUGGAUCUCGACGCCAUCACCGCCGCGAUGACAGCAGUCAGCGUCCCCACCGAGGGUGCGCCUAUUGAUACCAGUGGCAGCAACAGUGAGCCAGAUGGUAGAGCACAGGGUACUUCAGCUAUCGAUUUGAUCGACCGUACCAUGGAAGUACCCAAUAUCACUGGCAAUUAUCCUAAGACCCUCGUUCUCGACAUUGGCGGCCGCAAGUUCAAGGUCUCGCGCGAUACCCUGCAGGCAGAGUCAGGCCUUUUCCGACACCAACUCUCCGGCCGCUUCUCUUGGGAGCCUGAGAUGGACGGCUCGUACUUUCUUGAUGCCGACCCCGAUCUCUUCGAGCACCUAUUGCGCUUUAUGCGCCGCCCCGAGGUACUACCGCUAUUUUAUGAUGCGGCUAAAGGAUUUGACUAUAAUCUGUACAAUCGUCUGGAGGCCGAGUCGCAGUACUUCCAGAUCAACGUGUUGCAUGAGUGGAUCAAGAACAAGAAAUACCUCAACGCUAUCAGAGUCCAAACCUACGACGCGAACAUCCGAGCCAUCGGCGCGAUUGGCCCAGAAUACUUUCCCGCGAACAAGACCGAGGACUGGUAUAUCAUUCAAAAGAAUCAGAAGUCGAAAGGGAGGGACAAAGACACCGAGGACGUCAUGAUUUCAUGGACAUUGUAUCUUACAAAAGCUGAGCUAAUGUCCGCUUCUCCCCGGAUCACGCAAAAGCGAACGGAAGGCAUCUCUAAGAAGUCCCAUACCGAGAUUGAGACCAACUCUACAUCUCUUGGCGCGUCAACCGACGACUGCGCUGGUGUCAAUGGCAUCAGCCCAAAAUGCAGCAGCCAAGAAUCUGCAUACCAGCGAGACUUCUUCUAUAUCGGUGGCGGCUACGUCGACUCCGGCAUUCCGGGCCAACAGAUGUGGAGCGACCAGCUGUAUGUCGAGAAGCUGACGCCCGCCAGCAAGGUCAACAAGCCUUACCCGAUGGUCUUCGUCUCCGCAGGUGUCAACACGGGCGCAGAAUGGCUGAAUACGCCAGACAAUCGGAAGGGAUGGGCUUCCUACUACCUUGAUCAAGGCUACCAGGUCUACAUUGUUGAUAUCGCUGCCAACGGCCGAAGUGGCCAGCAGCUCCUCUCCAAGUACCCUUUACGCCUUGGAUCUACAGACACCAUCAAUGAGCAGGGUUUCACAGCUCCGGAAAACUUCGACCAGUACCCACAAGCAAACUUGCAUACACAGUGGCCUGGAAAUGGAUCUCGUGGAGAUGCAGCUUUUGAUGCCUUCACUGCAGCCAACGUUCCCAUCUCUUCAUCGAACGUGAACGUGGAAAACGCCAUGCGCACAUCUGGCUGUCAGCUUCUCAGCAUGAUCGGCCAGUCAUACACAAUCUGCCACUCAGCCGGCUGUACAUACACGGCUAUCUGGUCGGACGCAUGCCCUGAUCUGCUGCGCGCCAACAUCAACAUCGAGCCUGGCAACAUCCCACACACUUCCCUGAUCGGGAACACGACUGUUGCUGGGGUCGGCCGUACUGCCGCGCGGCCUUGUGGCCUCACAUACACACCGCUGCAAUUCGAUCCGCCAGUAACGAACUGCUCGACCAUUGCUACAACUGAGGUCGGCCCAGAUGACCCUGCCAAGCGCUCCUGCAUUCUGCAGACUGGCACCGUUCACAAGCUGACCCAACUCGGCAAAGUGCCCUACAUCAUGAUCACAGGUGAGGCCAGCCCGCACAUCACGUAUGACCACUGCUUCAUCGAGUACUUCAAGCAGAUGGGCCUCACCAACUACCAGUGGAUCAAGCUUGCCGACAUUGAUAUCAAGGGCAAUGGGCACUUCAUGUUUCUGGAGAAGAACAACCAGGAUAUCGCCGCGGCGAUCAACUAUGGUCUCGGACAAAUGAAUGAAAGCCCAGUUGCUCCGGGUCAUCCCGGCCUUCCUAUCUCUAUGAGAUGA
Messenger RNA from Alternaria triticimaculans, 1944 nucleotides. RefSeq lists its product as uncharacterized. Gene Ontology annotation, molecular function: protein binding. The coding region runs from base 1 to 1944 and encodes 647 amino acids. Lineage: Eukaryota; Fungi; Ascomycota; Dothideomycetes; Pleosporales; Pleosporaceae. The transcript has 5 exons. The record is from RefSeq and is a predicted model, not a curated record. Gene Ontology annotation, biological process: protein homooligomerization.